AACCCAACACAUACCACAGAGAACUGUAGGCAUUUGAAGGAUGAAAUUGAAAGGUUGAUUUGGGCCGGGCAUCUGAAGGAGUUUGUGUAUCAUGACAGGGCGAAAGGAAAAGGGAGGAGAAGAUGCCGAGAGGAAUCUGAGGAAAGAAGUGAUAGAGAUGAGGAGGGUGAUGAUAGUGAUGGACGAGAUGGUCAAGAAAAAAGGCCGAAGAGGGAUGGAGAUAAAGGGUGUCAAGGAGGAGAAGCCCCUUUUAACAGAGGAACGAUUUAUAUGAUUUCCGGAGGGCCGACGGAUGGCGACUCGAAUCAUGCCAGGAAGGAGCAUGCUCGAGCUGUGAAAAGAAAGAGAGAGGAGGUGAAGAUUAUGGCUCGAAUGCCGGUGAUAAGUUUUAAGGCGAAGGAUGCUGAGGGAGUGGUCUUGCCACACAACGACGCUUUGUUGAUUACCGCGGAGGUGGCGGGCUUUGAUGUGCAGAGGGUGUUUAUUGAUACCGAGAGUUCAGUGGACGUGAUGUUUUAUGAUUGUUUUGUGCAGAUUAAUAAGGAACUGAACAUGGAGCUGAAACCAGUGGCCACGGCGUUCUACGACUUUAAUGGAGGAGAGGUUAUGCCAAUGGGAGAGAUCUGCCUGCCCGUGGCGCUGGGAUCAGGGGUGAUGAGGAAAGUCCGGAUGGUGAGGUUUGUGGUCGUUGGGGCUGAGUCGUCUUACAACAUUAUAAUGGGGAGAACAAGCUUGAAUGCAUUCCAGGCGGUCGUAUCCACGUACCACAUGACGAUCAAAUAUCCUUUAGGCGAAAACGUUGGAGAGAUUGCUGGAGAUCAACUUACCUCGAGGAGCUGCUACCAAACUACGGUGAGCAAAAACAAACAACUAGCGAAGAAGCAGGCUAAGCCAAAAGGGGAGGAGGUCAAUCGACCAGGUGGGUCGAGGUCGAAAGAAGAUAGGAAGAGGUUGGAGAAGGGAAAAGACAAGGUGGAUAUCCGGCCAGGAGAGGAGGUCGAGGAAGUUCAGAUGAUUGAGGGAUGUGAGGAGAGGAAAUUCAGAAUUGGGAAGGACCUGGAGGAGCCCAUCAGAUCGAGGUUGAUUUGCCUGGUUAGGGAGUUCGUGUAUAUCUUCGCGUAUACAAUGGAGGAGUUGACGGGAAUAAGUGCGGAGGUGGUUGAACACCGGCUGAACAUCGACCUCAGCGUGAGGCCGGUGAAGCAAAAGAGGAGACAUCAUGGAGCAAAGAUGGAUAAAAUUAUAGAGCAAGAGGUCGAGAAGCUAUUGAAAGCAGGGCAUAUCAAGGAGAUUCAGUUCCCAGAAUGGUUAUCAAAUACAGUGAUGGUGUCAAAGGCGGAGGGAAAGUGGAGAAUGGGCAUCGACUUCCGUGAUCUGAACAAAGCGUGCCCGAAGAAUCUGUACCCGUUACCUAGAAUCAACCAGUUGGUCGAUUCGACGGCUGGGUGUGAAUUGUUGAUCUUGAUGGAUGCCUCCCAGGGAUACCACCAAAUUCCCUUGGCAAAGGAAGAUAGAAAACGGGUGAGUUUUCUGACGAGUUGGGGAACCUAUUGUUAUGUGGUGAUGCCGUUCGCCCAGAAAAACGCGGGCGCCACAUAUCAAAGGUUGGUCGAUAAAAUUUUUAAAGAACAUCUGGGAAGAAACAUGGAGGUAUAUGUAGACGAUAUGUUAGUGAAAAGCAAAGAAGAUAUGGAUCAUGUGCGAGACUUGAAGGAAACGUUCUUGACUUUGAGGAUGUACGGGAUGAAAUUGAAUCCAGCUAAGUGUUCGUUCGGAGUAAAGUCGGGGAAAUUCUUGGGUUACCUGGUGACCAAGAGAGGUAUUGAGGUAAACCCAGAGAAAGUGUGGGCGGUGAUGGAGAUGCAGUCGCUGGCAAAUGUUAAGGAGGUACAAAUCUUGGCUCGUCGAAUCGCAGGGCAAAGUCGUUUUAUAUCGAAGGUGGCGGAAAAAAGUGGCCUGUUGUUUAAAACAUUGAAUAAGAGUGAGAAAUUUCAAUGGACGGAGGAGGCGCAGAGAGCAUUUGAGGAGUUGCGAGGGGUGUUAGACAACCUUCCCUUAUUGGCUAAACCCGUACAGGGCGAGGAGUUGGUACUAUACCUUUCUAUCGGAGAGAGGGCUGUGAGCUCGGUGUUAUUGCGGGAGAAAGGGGCAGCACAAUUUCCCAUCUACUACGUGAGUAGGGUGAUGCAGGGGAUGAAGAUGAGUUAUUCGGAGAUCGAGAAGUGUGCUUUGGCUGUGGUCGUAACUGCUCGAAAGUUCAGACCUUAUUUCUUGAACCAUAAGGUGAAGGUACGAACGAACAUGCCGUUGGGAGAAACACUUGGUCGACCAUCGGUCUCUGGUCGAUUAGUGAAAUGGGCGGUCGAGUUGAGUGAAUACUCUCUGUCGUAUGAGCCGAGGAGGGCCAUAAAGGCGCAGGUGUUGGCAGAUUUAAUCCAGGAAGGCACUAAAGUUGAAGAGGAGUCAGGAGGAAUAUGGCAGUUGAUUGUGGACGGAUCUGUGGCACGGAGUGGGGCAGGAUUGGGAAUUGUCCUUUUCUCUCCUAAGGGCGAUUACUUGGAAUUUGCGGCCAAAGUAGGGUUCAAGAUAUCCAAUAAUGAGGCCAAAUAUGAAGCAGUGAUCAAAGGCUUGAGUUUAGCUAGAGCGGGAGGAGCGCGAAGAGUACAAGUGCAUUCUGAUUCUCAACUG
Molecule: messenger RNA, 2688 nt
Organism: Striga hermonthica
Lineage: Eukaryota; Viridiplantae; Streptophyta; Magnoliopsida; Lamiales; Orobanchaceae
Source: the annotation of a GenBank genome assembly